Messenger RNA from Ziziphus jujuba (common jujube), 1168 nucleotides. RefSeq names its product hydroxyethylthiazole kinase. The transcript is spliced from 2 exons. The coding region runs from base 106 to 954 and encodes 282 amino acids. Gene Ontology annotation, molecular function: magnesium ion binding; ATP binding; hydroxyethylthiazole kinase activity. Lineage: Eukaryota; Viridiplantae; Streptophyta; Magnoliopsida; Rosales; Rhamnaceae. The record is from RefSeq and is a predicted model, not a curated record. Gene Ontology annotation, biological process: thiamine biosynthetic process.
CAUUUUUUUUCUUCUUCUUCUUCUUUUUUUCCGUUUCUCCAAAGUGGAAAAAAGCAAACCAAAAACAGAACUUAAAAAUAAAAGAAUAAACAAAAGGUUCCGACCAUGAAACCCAACUCCGACGAAAAAGAACCAGAGCAAUCGAACUGGGCCUGGCCCAGAAAAACCUGGUCUUUCCUCUCAGAGGUUCGACGCCGAUCUCCACUCAUCCAAUGCAUCACGAACUUCGUCUCCAUGGAUUUGAUGGCAAAUACUCUGCUCUCUGCUGGCGCUUCUCCAGCGAUGCUCCACACCUCCGAUGAGAUACCGGACUUCACUCCCCACAUCAACGCGCUCUGCAUCAACGUCGGAACACUCUCCUCUGACUGGUUGCCGGCCAUGAAACUCGCCGCCGAGACGGCGUCUAACUUGGGUAAGCCUUGGGUCCUUGACCCAGUUGCCGCCGGAGCUUCCGUUUUCCGAAUGAAUGCUUGUUUGGAGCUUCUGAAACUCAAACCCACAGUUAUAAGGGGAAAUGGGUCCGAGAUUAUGGCGCUUUCAAAGGCUUCCGUUGAACCCACCAAAGGAGUCGAUAGUACCCACGAGUCCACAGACGCAGUGGAAUCAGCUAAGGCAUUGGCUGAAGCUACUGGUGCUGUAGUGGCUGUUUCUGGUGCAGUAGACAUUGUCACAGAUGGGAAGCUUGUGGUUGGAGCUCACAAUGGAGUGGCCAUGAUGCAGAAGAUCACAGCAACUGGGUGUUCAGUCACUGCCCUGAUUGCAGCCUUUGUUGCUGUUGAUCAAAAUCAUGCUUUGGAAGCCACUGCUUCUGCUCUGUCUGUAUUUGGGAUUGCUGGGGAGUUGGGUUUGAGAUUGGCCAAUGGACCAGCUUCCUUGCGUAUGCAUUUGAUUGAUUCACUUUAUGGGCUUGAUGAGGCUGCUGUGCUUUCACAUGUAAAGAUCACCAGGUUUUGAUGAAACUUUGAGGAGCUGUGGAUUUGGGUAUGUUCAUUUGACAUUAAAACCGUUCUGAACAGUGUAAAUAUAGUGGUCCCUCAUGUUGAGAGAUUACAUGAAUAAGUGAUUACAUAUGGGGAAUAUAAGCUGUAUCUAAGAAUAAAAUUUGUACUUAAUACUCUCAAUUUUACUCACUGUUGAAUAAUUACUGUGAUUUACAUUUUUUCUCCAA